This is a messenger RNA of Chaetomium strumarium, 1000 nucleotides long. RefSeq lists its product as uncharacterized. Bases 223 to 762 code for a protein of 179 amino acids. The transcript has a single exon. The record is from RefSeq and is a predicted model, not a curated record. Lineage: Eukaryota; Fungi; Ascomycota; Sordariomycetes; Sordariales; Chaetomiaceae.
AGGAAACGCACCAGGUCCACGUCACUGUGUAAUGCGUUGGGGUUGCCGUGCCACGUUUUCCGCCCUGGAAUGCCAACAUAAAUACAAACUCGGCUCGAGAAGCCGCUGCCGUCCCGCUUCGUCUUUCCCGCAUCCCUCGGCUUUUAUUCGUUCAUCCCGUCUUUCUGUCCCAGAACCCCAAAACACGACCGGUACGAAUUACGACGUCCAACUCCCGCCAAGAUGACAUCAACCAGCAUGACAGCCGCCGCAUCGGCGACGUCAACAGCGUGCGGCGGGGCCCUCGUCUACGACAUCCCCGUGCAGGAUGCGUCCUGCGCCAUGCCCUUCGGGGGCAACCACACCGACAUUAUGGCCAAGUGUUGCGGCUCCGCCGACGUGGUCAGCUACUACAACAACUGCGGCCUGUUCUGUCUCUCGCAGGAUCAGACCGUCCGCGAGCUCAUGGACUGUUUGUUCAAAGAGGGCGCGGCCGACAACGCGGUCUUCUGCCGAGGCAACACCACCGCGAGCGCGACGGGUUCGGCCACGGACCUGCCCGCGUCUGCCAGCGCAUCUGUUGUAGCGACGGGGGGCAGUGGGGCUAAGACCAGCGGUGGGACGUCCGGCACCGCGAGCGGGAGCGGCUCGGCCGCGACUUCGACUACUUCGGACAACGCGGCGCCGGGUAGCAGCGUGCCGAGCUUCGGCAACGGCUUCACCGGUCUUGCCAUUGGCGCUCUGCUGUUUUCUGCUACUGCCUUUGGAGCUCUCGGCCUGUGAUUUCGAGUAUUCGCUGGGUUGGGUCGGGCGUACUAUCCUUACCGAAGGAGCUGGUCAAAUCGCUGAAGUGCCAAACCGCGAAAUUAUCCCGAACCGACUCGCUCUCCCUCUAGGUCCAUCCUGGAAGAAACGUAAUUAGAGCUAGGUUUGGGCGGUGAAGUCCAAAAGGGAACGAACGGUUGCGGAGUGGUUGGUGGAAGUCGUGAGAUUCAGCACCACCUAAGGAUUUUUUGCUGCG